This is a messenger RNA of Fragaria vesca subsp. vesca, 2517 nucleotides long. RefSeq names its product probable L-type lectin-domain containing receptor kinase S.5-like. Gene Ontology annotation, cellular component: plasma membrane. The transcript has 2 exons. The record is from RefSeq and is a predicted model, not a curated record. Lineage: Eukaryota; Viridiplantae; Streptophyta; Magnoliopsida; Rosales; Rosaceae. Gene Ontology annotation, molecular function: protein kinase activity; ATP binding; carbohydrate binding. Gene Ontology annotation, biological process: protein phosphorylation. Bases 170 to 2293 code for a protein of 707 amino acids.
ACCGAAACCACCAUUUUCAAAGUUCAAACACUUCGGUUUCUGGGAACAUAACAAAUCAGAAGACUAAAUAAACAAAACGAAACACGUUGCAGGCUCUCAGCUGCGUUGUCUACAAAUCUAAAAGCUUCUUCCAUCUAUAUCCUCCUCUCGUUUUGAUCUCUACAUUGGUAUGGUGAUUCUGUUCCUCUCUCUUCUGUUGCUGCCGGCGGCGGCUAUCACCGACGCGCACGAAGUGGAACACUACCAGUUCGGUCCCUUCAAUCAAACAUCUUACAACACGUUCACCCUCCUCGGCAAAGCCACGAUCAACAAAGAUGCUCUUCAGAUCACGCCGGACACGGCCAACGGCAACUUCAGCAUGAACAAUAACUCAGGUAGAGUCUUAUACAACCACUCCUUUGUCCUCUGGAACCCUGAUCUCGACUCCACUACAACUUCACCGGACUACGUCGCCUCUUUCAACUCCUCCUUCCUCAUUAACGUCUAUCGUCCCAACAGCUCCGCUGCCCCAGGCGAGGGCCUUGCCUUUAUCAUAGCGCCGGAUUUGACCAUCCCGGAAAACAGCGCCGGACAGUAUCUCGGUUUGACUAACUCCACCACCGACGGUGACGCCAACAACCAGUUGGUGGCAAUCGAGCUCGACACUUUGAAGGAAGGGUUUGAUCCGGACAGCAACCAUAUAGGGCUUAAUAUCAACUCCGUUAAGUCUAACGUAACGGUGCCGCUAUGGGAUUACGGAAUCGAGAUCGCUCCACCGGGGACGAAGUUUUACAUGGUGUGGAUCCAAUACGACGGCGGCUCACAUAACCUGUCGGUGUUCAUGGCCAACCAGACUAGUGAAUCGAAUGCAGGGUUUAGUGGAGCGAUCCGGCCCAGACCAACCAUUCCAAUUCUAACCGCCAACCUCAACCUCAAGGACAUUGUGAAUCAAAAGUCCUACUUCGGAUUCGCGGCCUCCACCGGAAGCAACAUCCAGCUCAACUGCGUGUUGAGGUGGAAUCUAACGGUGGAGAUUCUCUCGGAUUUGGAAAGUGGAGGUGACAACAGUAAGGUGUUGAAGAUAGCACUAGGGGUGGGUGCCGGGUUGGUUUUGGUGCUAUUCUGCUUAUUCGGGGCGGGUCAUUAUGUGUGCAAAAAGAGAAAGGCUAGGGCGUCGGACCCUAACAUUUUGGGAGCCCUGAAGAGUCUUCCCGGAACACCGAGGGAGUUUAGUUACCGGGAAUUGAAGAAAGCCACCAACAACUUCGACGACAAGCAUAAAUUAGGUCAAGGUGGGUUUGGGGUGGUGUACCGAGCUGUGUUAGCUAAGGAGAACAACCUUGAGGUGGCGGUGAAGAUGUUCUCUAGGGACGAGGUCAAGGGCAGGGACGACUUUCUGGCCGAGCUCACCAUCAUUAACCGUCUCCGGCACAAACACCUCGUCCGGUUACUCGGUUGGUGCCACAAGAAUGGGAUGCUUCUCAUUGUCUAUGAGUACAUGCCAAACGGCAGCUUGGACAACCACCUAUUCUCCGGGCCGGAAAACGCGACCCUAGGAUGGAGCCAAAGGUACAAGAUUGUCUCGGGUGUGGCCUCGGCCUUACAUUACCUCCACAAUGAAUAUGAUCAAAGAGUAGUCCACCGAGACCUCAAGGCUAGCAACAUAAUGCUCGAUACCCACUUCAACGCGCGUUUGGGCGACUUUGGCCUAGCGCGCGCCCUGGACAAUGAGAAGACCUCGUAUGCUGAAAUCGAAGGUAUCCCGGGCACGAUGGGGUACAUUGCCCCUGAAUGCUUCCACACGGGAAAAGCGACAUGUGAGUCUGACGUGUAUGGGUUCGGUGCCGUUGUUCUAGAAGUCGUGUGCGGUCAACGACCGUGGACUAAAAUCGAAAGAUACCAAUUGUUAGUGGACUGGGUAUGGUCGUUGCAUAGAGAAGGCCGUCUUCUCGAGGCCAUGGACGAGAGGUUGGGCAAGGACUACGUAGUUGAGGAGGCCCAAAGGCUUUUGCUUCUUGGGCUGGCUUGUUCGCAUCCAAUUGCGAACGAGAGGCCCAAGACACAAACCAUAAUCCAAAUCAUGUCCGGGUCGGUGCCGGUGCCCCGAGUCCCACCUUUCAAACCGUCUUUUGUGUGGCCUUCCAUGCCGGAAGGAGUGAGCAGCAUUGCCAACACGAAUAACACGACGUCGUCUUGGCCUCUCGGAAUGUCAGCUUCAGAUAGGUCUGAGUGGAGCCCACAUUUGGACAGCAGGGAUAGCCUGGACCGGUAUGGAGGUGCAAGAAUAUAUAGCGACAGUUCUUCAUUGGUUUAAGAUCAGGGUUAAGUGUUCUUCUCAAAUCUCAACCAGGGUUCUUCUCAUAUUAUUUAUUUUUCCAGUCCAUCAUUUUAAAUAAACAUAGAAAUUUCAUAGUUUUUUUUUUCACGAAAUUUCUUAGUUUUAGAUUGGUUUCUCUUUUGUUUUUCACCAAAGGUGAAUGUCCUAUGUGUAAUUGUACAUUCUCUUCUGAAUUUAUAGAUGAUACAGAUAUUGAUUGU